Molecule: messenger RNA, 2534 nt
Organism: Cornus florida
Lineage: Eukaryota; Viridiplantae; Streptophyta; Magnoliopsida; Cornales; Cornaceae
Product: L-type lectin-domain containing receptor kinase IX.1-like
Exons: 1
Coding region: 195-2393 (732 amino acids)
Biological process (GO): protein phosphorylation
Cellular component (GO): plasma membrane
Molecular function (GO): protein kinase activity; ATP binding; carbohydrate binding
Source: RefSeq, a predicted model, not a curated record
AAAGAAAAAAGGAAGAAGUUUCUUUAGCAGAAGAUAAAGGUGUACAAAGACUGAUUCAACAAAUCUCAACACUUGUUGGUCUACCGUAAUAAUUAAUCAAUAUAUAAUUUCAUAUGUGUAUAUUAUAUAUAUAUACACACACACACACUAAGCCUAUCCAUUUGCAAGCUUAAUCAAACAAUCCCAAACUCACCAUGGACAUUAUGAUCUGCAAGUACUACUCUUCCAACACCCUUCUCUAUAUUUUCUUCAUGAUCAUCUUUUUCUUUCCUCAUGCAACUCCACUAUACUUCAACAUCCCUAAACUCACAGGCGGAGAUCAAAACGUCAACAUAAAAGCCUACCCAGAUGCUUAUAUCACGGAACAAGGCCUCCAAGUCACUCCCGACGAGCGCGGCCAAGCGCGAACGGACAAAGUUGGCCGAGCCACAUAUGUGAAACCACUGCAUCUUUGGGACAAGGCUUCUCAAAACAUGGCAGAUUUCACAACCCAUUUCUCCUUUGUCAUCAAUUCAGAAGGAGACUCAGUUAACCACGGCGAUGGCCUCGCAUUCUUCCUUGUUCAAAACAUUUCCAAUUCUGAUAUCCUUGUCACACCAGGCAGUGGCCUUGGUCUUCCAGUCGACAAUGUGACAAUGAACUCUACCACUACUCCAUUUGUUGCUGUCGAGUUCGACACUUACACGAAUACUUUUGAUCCGUACGCCCCGGACAGCUCUCAUGUAGGUAUCAAUGUCAAGUCUAUGAGCUCUGUUAACACUUCAAUAUGGUAUGGAAAUAUUACUCAGGGGGGAGAAAAUGAAGCUUGGAUUAGUUAUAGUUCGGAUUCCAAAAUUCUGAGUGUUGGCUUCACUAGUUAUUUUGGUAACAGCAUCGUUCAACAAGGUAACCUUAGUCACAAAGUUGAUCUGAGCAAGUGCUUGCCAGAAUGGGUUGACUUUGGCUUCUCGGCCUCAACGGGGGCCUCUUAUGAGAAGCAUACUGUUAAAUCAUGGAGUUUCAAUUCAACAGAGCCAGCGCCGGUGACACCAAGCCCCAGUCCCGGCUCAACAGAUCCAGCGCCAGUGACACCGAGGCCAAGUCCAGGAUCAACAGAUCCGGUGUCGGUGACAAUGAGCCCCAAAGGAAACAAGGAAAAUAAGACAGCACUAGUGGUGGGAUUAAGUGUUGGCUCAUGUGUACUUUUGGGUGGUGGAUUGUGUUUGAUUGCCAUUUGCUUGCGGAAGAAAAGGAGUGGAGGAAACGAAGAAGAUGCGGAAUUUGUCUUUGAACUAUCCAUGGAUGAUGAAUUCGAGAAGGGUAUUGGACCAAAGAAGUUCUCCUACAGUGAAUUGGCUCAUUCGACUAACAACUUUGAUGAGGAAGAAAAGCUUGGAGAGGGAGGGUUUGGUGGGGUUUAUAGAGGUUUCUUGAGGGAGUUGGACUCUUAUGUUGCUGUGAAGAGGGUGUCAAGAGGUUCUAAGCAAGGGCUUAAAGAGUAUGCAUCAGAAGUUAAGAUCAUUAGUAGAUUGAGGCAUAAGAAUCUAGUGCAGCUCAUUGGUUGGUGCCACGAAAGGGAUGAGCUACUACUCGUUUACGAGUUCAUGCCAAAUGGGAGCUUAGAUUCCCAUCUUUUCAAUGGAAAAAGCUUAUUGACAUGGGCGAUGAGGUACAAAAUUGUCCACGGCUUGGCAUCUGCUCUGCUUUAUCUUCAUGAAGAGUGGGAACAAUGCGUGCUACACAGGGAUAUUAAAUCAAGCAACAUUAUGUUGGAUUCAAAUUUUAAUGCCAAAGUCGGAGAUUUUGGGCUAGCUAGGCUUGUUGACCAUGAAAAAGGAUCGCAAACAACACUUUUGGCAGGGACAAUGGGUUACAUGGCUCCUGAAUGUGUCAUUACGGGCAAGUCUAGUAAGGAAUCAGACGUCUACAGCUUCGGAAUCGUUGCACUGGAAAUAGCAUGUGGAAGAAAACCCAUUAAUCUCCUGGCAAUAGAAACUCAAUCAAGACUGGUGGAGUGGGUUUGGGACCUUUAUGGAACAGGAAAGCUUCUUGAAGCAGCAGAUCCAAAAUUAUGUGCCGAUUUUGAUGAGCAAGAGAUCAAAUGUUUGAUGAUUGUUGGGCUGUGGUGUGCUCAUCCUGAUUACAAUCUCAGACCUUCAAUAAGACAAGCAAUUCAUGUGCUUAAUUUUGAAGCUCCACUUCCCAUUCUCCCAUCAAAGAUGCCUGUACCAACAUAUUUUGCUCCUGAUCCAGUGAAUGCACCUAUAUCUUCAUUUCCAUUAUCCUUUGAUCCCACUGUCUCUGAGAGUAACCAAAUCCAGUAUUCGAGCUACAGUUACAAUACCGAUUCCUCAAAGUUCACCACAUCUUCUUCAACUUCCUCUGCAACUGCAUCUCUUCUGCAUACGCUGUAAGUUGAUUAAAAGAAUAUCAAGUUCAAGAUUGUCAUGUAAUUGAGGUGUAUUGAACUCCAUUAUCUUUCUCUCUUUUUUGUUCUCAUUCCUGGAGAAAUAAAGAAAGUUAAUUCAAUUUUCAUACAAAUUCUAUAUAAAUUA